Molecule: messenger RNA, 4119 nt
Organism: Xyrichtys novacula (pearly razorfish)
Lineage: Eukaryota; Metazoa; Chordata; Actinopteri; Labriformes; Labridae
Source: the annotation of a GenBank genome assembly
AUGGAGCUCAAAGGUGUUCUGAGUGCAGAUCAGGUAUGCACCUCAUACUCUUUCCUGCUUUUAUUAAUGAACUGACAAUGAAAACAGAUAACAUUAUCCUAUGAAACAGGUAUGUUUCUGAUAACAUGUUAAACUUUUGUUUUUCAGAUCGAUGUUCUCACAGUCGAGUACUUAGUGUUACUUACUCCCAGGUAACAUGCUUCUCAAUGCUUGUUAUAUGUUUGUACUCAAUUCCAUUAAGUUGGCUUAUCUAAUUGCUGAUAGAUGUAGCAUAUGCAUCCAAGUUUAUGAGGCAAAAUUGAUAAUUGGAUUGGAUUAAAAAAAAUAAUCAUAGAGAUGUCAUAUAAACAUGUUUGUCAACUGGAAAAUCAUUGCUGCAACAGUUUUCUUUUAUCAAAUUUCCUCCAGUAUUUGGUUGUGUAGUUUCUCCUUGGAAAAAAAAAAUACUUCUGUUGCUGUUUUUUUUUUUUUUUUUGUGUUAAUGCAGUAUUUGUCUGUGCCCAGUAAAAAAGUGUAACCAGACACCCUAUUUUUUAGUAUUGCUUGGGGUGACGUUCUCUCCGUCUUUCAUCCUUUGCUCCUUUGCUCAGAGAAAGCAAAAGUAGGAGUGCAAAGCGUUAAAUGUGAAAAUGCAGGCUAAAAAUUCAAAUCCUUUUUCCCUCCAGGUAGUUUUAUUGAACUAGAGGCAAGGUGUGUGUGUGUCAUUUUACAGCUUUUUACGCAGGCAUCACAUGUGUAUGAGAUAAGCUGUCCCUCAGACACACAAGUCUUUCUCACCCGUAGACGAUUUGACCCCUGCAGUAAAGUUUGGUUCAGGUUUAGUGCCAACUUAUCAUCUGUGUGCAGAUGCAUCACAACCUUACACAGGUUCUGCAAUGAUAUCAAAUGCUUAUCAUAUUUCUGAUUUUCUGCAGUGUGAUUGGGAGCUUCUCUGUUCUUGUGGUUUCGUUAGUGAGAUGGAGGCAGUUGAAAGAGCAGGUGAGUGAGAAUCAGGGUACUGUAUUUGUAAAUACCUGUCUACGUCUUUACUGACAUGUAGAAAAGCAUUUCAUCAGGGUUAUAUUUUUGUCUAGGUACAUCUCCUGGUGCAGCUUGCCCUGGCAGACCUGCUGGCUGCUCUCAUCCUGAUGUCCACAAGUGUCUUGAACAAAGUCAGCACUAAAAUGGGCGUAACCAUCUGCCAAUACUUCCUGCCCUUGUCUCUGGUGAGUGACACAAUGAUUUACAAAAAUAUAGCUUGUGGUGGAGGAAGUCACAUUUAACUCUGAGACCUGAAAAAAAGAGAGAAACUAAACAAUGUCCACUUGGAAUUUAGUAAUUUCCAGUUGGUGUGUCUGUAGUUUCCAGCGUUGAGGAUCAGAUUGCUAUCGCAGGAGUUAAUUACAUAAUUCAAGAUGUUGUCCUUGACUGUAACAAGGCAUCCAAGCUGUCAUUGCAUAAAGAGUGAUGACGGACAGCUUUGCUGUGUCAUGUCUUCACUCGUGAAAAUAUUCCUACAUUUUUUUUUUGUCAGGAAGAGAGUUGAGGCGGCAUGUUUCCUGCUCUUUUCAUUCUUUACAGAAAACAAACAAAGCAAGGAAUGUCACUCAGUUCAGACUGGAUUUGUAUCAAAAUGUAGAUAUGGAAAGUAUUUCACUCAAAAGGUUCAGUAUGAAAAGAAAGCAGUUUGAUCCGUUUGUAACAUCUGAAUCUGCUGGCAUGACUGGAUUUGUGUAAAUAAAAAUAAAGUGACCAUGACCUAAAACUAAACAGUUACUUAUAAAUUGGAUGCCGAGUUAAUGAUCUGAAUAAUCCCAUAGACUUGAACAAAUUAAUAGAUGAAUGAACGUUCAUAAGCCAAUGAAGACAAAAACAUGAAACAAAUAACAAACUCCAUAAAAUCUACAACUAGAGAUUAAUAAUAAAGUCACCUCAGGUUGGACUUCAGACCACUUCAUCUGUUUGCAUUAACGUGUCUUUGCAGUACACCAUCAGGGGGUGAAAGUUAGUUUUAUUUCAUAAAAGCUUCAUUUUUGAUGUUUGCAAAAAACAAGUUUUAAAAAACAACAACAAAAAGGUUAAUGUACGAGAAAUAUUUCUUUCUAGAUACAGUUGUCUUUGGUUCAAAACAAUGUUAAGUUUUAUUGUAAUUCAAACUGAAAAAGUUUUAAAAUAAAUCAUGACUGGUGUUUUUUACAAGCAGACCUUUACCUACAAGAGUGGGACAAUAAAGAGACACUGUACGUGGAAUGUCCUCAUAAAGAUAAAAUGCCAUCAUCUGAGCCUGGUUGGAGUUAUGCUUUGAAAACUGCAAUGACCCUCGGGUCAAAAUCAAAAGUUUUGUAACAGACAAAAGAAAAUAUAUUUAAAUAACACAACAACAUUUCACAAAGCCAGAAAACCAGUUUUUCUGUUCAUGUAUGAGGACAGGAGUGGGGACUUCUUUCAGUUCACAGAGUUAAUGUAUUCAUUUACAUUAAAUUAGGAGAGCAGUAGCCGGUCAAAUCCAAGCGAUACUUAUUUGAGCGUCUCGCCACAUUCUUUCACUUCUGCUUCUGCUUUACCCCAAGUAAAUUUACCUUCCUGUGUGUGCUUGUCCAACCUUUUUCAGACAUUUUAUUUCAUUUCAUUUCUGCUGGUGGUGGUCUACGCUUGGAAGUCAAAAAGCAAUAUCCAAGGUUGGAGAGAGAGACCCGCAGAAGAUGAGGGUGUACAGGUGAAGCCUCCACUGUAUUUGUAGGUUUUUAUCUGUAUAAAAACACAAUCAAACACCAAUACAAUAAUGUCCCUCUCUGUCUGUCUGGUUCACAGAGUCAGUGUAGACAGAAAAUCGUGACUUUACCUGUUUAUGCCCUUGUGUGGUGAGUUUGCAUCUUUACACUCUGGCUUUAUUUACUGUAUCCCAGUAUAUUUCUCAUUACUACCUCUGUCUCUUAUUUCAGGAUGAUGCCCAUUGUGAUGUACUUCGUCUACGUGCUCACCCCGUUCAUGACCACUGCUUUAGUUACAACUGAUAAAACAAUGGGUGAAAACAUCAGAAAUGAUAGCCAAUACUGUACCAGGUGAGUCAUAAACUCUCAUGAGUCACUUAAUAUUUGCUUUUAUUAGCUUUACUAUUAACUUAGAUUAGCUGACCAAAGAAAAAGUACAAGUGAAACUCGUCUUUUGGUGAAUUGUUUAUUUUAAUUUUUUUCUCCAGUUGUAUCUUGUUCCUACAUGUCUGGAGAGAUUCCUGCUCAGAUGCUGUAAGUAUAAAACUAUAUUGCAGUAAAACAAACCAUUUAAAUCUUCAACUGAUGAGAAUUGUAGUUAAAUGAUAUUUUCUUUCUCUUAGGAGGAAAUCCAUGACACUUUUAUCAGAGCUUCUGUUUUCCUGAUUGUGAUAACAGCGCUGUCUACAUGCUCUGUAAGUCAUUUUGCAGUUUUCUUCAAUAUUUGAUUUUUGUCUUUGCUAAUCUGCUAGUAUGCAUCAAUAUUAUUUUUAAAUUAUAACUUGAUAGAUGUAAGCAGACCAUGAUCUUUUACUUUAUCUCUUUUAUCUUAGGUAAUUUACUAUAAACUCAGCAAGUGGUAUGAAACACAUAAGCAUGAGGGGCUUUUUCCUGUGGAGGGAGAUGGGCGUUCAAGAAGGAGAAUCAAAAACGUGUUUUCUACUGCAAGAAAUAUGGUCAUGGUCAUCUUUUUCUGCUGGACACCAGGUGCUCUUAUACGCAUGCAUACUUACACAAACAUAGUCUCUUUCAAAGAUUAUAACACUCCUUAACCAUGUAAACACACAUCAGACUGAUAUUUUAUGUCUUCUUCUGCUGUAGCUCUGAUCCUCAUUCUGUUGUCCAGCGUGAUGAUCUGGACAAACACUGAACAACGCAGCCUGUUUUUUCUUUACAUGAUUCAGGUAAAUUUCAAAAGAACAAUGCCCAACAGUGCAAAGAAGGGAUCUAAAGUCAAAGUUGAAGGUUAAAGCAUGGCUUUUAUGUCUUCCAGGCUGGCAGUGUGUCCCUGCAGGGCUUCCUCAACAGUAUGGUUUAUGCCUGGAGACGGCCGAACUUCACCGAGGCUGUCCUCGGAGAGAACACUCCCCUCAUGUGGCAGGACCACACAGCUUUUUUUGAUGAAUCGCUGAGAACCUCGUCUUGUUGA